AUGAGGCUUGCUAGCAGGUUUCACAUCGUCUGCGCCUUUGCGGCGUUCAGCAUCAUACUUUCUGCCUUGUUCCUCGGCUCCCAGCGUUUCUACUACCGCCGAGUUGGCGGGGCGAUUGAGCCAAUCGUGGAUUUCCAGGCGACAGCAUCGUUUGAUCGCAGGUUGGUCGUUUUUGGUGACACCUGGAGCGACAACAAUGCCAAAGAAGCCCUGGGUGGCAAUGUUUGGACCGACCACCUUUGCUCUUCUUUCUCAUGUCAUCAUGAGAAUCUUGCGCAGACCGCUAAGUCCUUGAGAGGAAGCUAUAUCGGCUCUGUCGUCGAUAAUGAGGAGCUUUCUAGCACCUUUCUCAGUCUAUACAAGUCUCCUUUAGCUGACUUCAAAGCCCAAGUACAACAGUGGCUGGGCACUGAGACAAAGGUUGUCCAGAAACUGGACGAUGCGGCAGUUCAUUCUCGCCGCAAUCGUACUAUUGUAGUGGUUUCGUUUGGGGUCUGGGACCUGUGGAAUUUGAUCGAAAAGGACUACGAUACCGCAAGCAAGUCGAUUGACCGUAGCGUUGAGGUUAUCAUGGAGCAGUUUGACCUCCUGUCUCAGAGCUGGGGCACGGAUGACCUCAAAGUCAUCCUAACACUGGCUCCGGAUGUGACUUUCCUUCCGGCCUUUCGCCCGCUCGGGGAUAAGCAUGUUUCCCAGUACAAAAAUACCGUCAAACUGGUCCAGCGUUGGAAUGGCAAGCUACGGGACGCAGCACAACAAUGGGGGAAAGGGACUAUUUACCUAUUUGACACAGAGUCUUUUCUCACCGACCUUAUCCGAGACCGGCAGCUCUAUGCCGCAGGCCUUGAAGAAGCCAAUGGAUUGGGGAAAAAUCAAGAUCCUGGCUGGGAGAACGUUGAAAGCGCCUGUGUUGAAAGCAGUCCACAGUGGGUGGUAACAUCGGAGAACAAGCGAUGCAAGAGCCCGGAGAAAUAUCUCUUUUGGAACGAUAUGCAUCUCGGGCCAUCAGCCCACCGACUCAUGGGCACGGAAGUCUUCCAUGGCAUUGAGGAGAUGUGGCUACGGUAA
Molecule: messenger RNA, 1068 nt
Organism: Aspergillus calidoustus
Lineage: Eukaryota; Fungi; Ascomycota; Eurotiomycetes; Eurotiales; Aspergillaceae
Source: the annotation of a GenBank genome assembly